Messenger RNA from Pisolithus orientalis, 1435 nucleotides. RefSeq names its product anticodon-binding protein. The transcript is spliced from 6 exons. The coding region runs from base 78 to 1229 and encodes 383 amino acids. NCBI's taxonomy places the organism in Eukaryota, Fungi, Basidiomycota, Agaricomycetes, Boletales, Pisolithaceae. The record is from RefSeq and is a predicted model, not a curated record. Gene Ontology annotation, molecular function: rRNA primary transcript binding. Gene Ontology annotation, biological process: maturation of 5.8S rRNA; maturation of LSU-rRNA. Gene Ontology annotation, cellular component: preribosome, large subunit precursor; nucleolus.
AGCACAAGCCCACGUGCACGUGACCACGUACUUACAAAAAAACACUGGACGGGCAGAGGCUAAUAGCAGAAGUGAAGAUGGCCCCUCUGAUCCAGCCAUCGCUCAUCAAGAACAAGGUGAAGCGACAAGAGAUCGCUAACAAGCAGAAAAAAGCCAAAGGACAGCAAAAACUUCAACAACGCCUGGCACGCGCGAAACAAGAGGCUAAUGAUCCAGCUGCAAAGAAGAAACGUCUAGUGGAAAAUGUCCCCAAAACACUCGAUAAUACCCGCGAACAUGAUCCUUCCAUGCUCCCCACUUCUAAACAAGCCACCGGAUCCUCCGCAGUACAGAUCGAAGAGCUAAAUGCUGACCUUGCAUCCGAUCCAUUUGCUCCCUACUUCAGCUUUACCGACGACCCGCAUCUACCACCAAAAGUUCUUGUCACUACGUCACCAAAAGCCUCCAGAGCAACCUACGAUUUUUGCGACGAGCUUGUGGGGGUGUUCCCUGGCGCCGAGUAUAUACGGAGGAAGAAGGGAAAGGGGUUCGAGGUGGGAAGAAUCGCAGGUUGGGCUGCAGGGAGGGGUUAUAAGCAUUUGUUGGUUGUGAAUGAGGAUAUGAAGAAACCAAACGCUAUCACAUUCGUCCACCUCCCAAACGGUCCGACUGCGUAUUUCAAACUCUCCUCCGUCGAACUUACAAAACAGAUAUUCGGCCACGCACGCGCCACGCCGCACAAUCCCGAGCUCGUGCUCAACAAUUUUGCCACGAACCUCGGACAUGCCAUCGGACGUAUGUUCCAAACGCUCUUUCCACCUCUUCCAGAGUUCCAGGGCAGACAGGUCGUCACUCUGCACAAUCAACGUGAUUUUUUAUUCUUCAGACGACAUAGAUAUGCUUUCCGAUCGCCUGAGAAAGUUGCACUGCAGGAAAUUGGUCCACGUUUCACACUCAAACUACGAUGGGUGAAAAGGGGGCUUCCAGAAGUACGCAACUUCGGCGCAUCCCCAGAGGCAUUGGAGAUCACUACGGGGGUAACCGAAGAAGAAUCUGCACCGCCUAUAGAAGAAAUCACCGAACGUGACGGGAACGCAGAUGAAGACGACGAAGACGAUAAAGAUGAUGAGAUGGGUAAGGGCCCAGGGAAAUCCCAGCCUCCCGCGAAUACGAAACCGCCAAAGGAUGGUGAAUAUUUGUGGCGUUGGAAGCCUGAGCUGGAAACGUCAAGACGGACUUUCUUCCUUUAACGUCAUGUUUUGUAUCCAUAUACCACUGGUUUCAAACGUAUAAAAGUUGUUCCCUGAUCACGGUUGAUUCUUCCCUUUCAACCAGCUGAACCAAUUGCUUGGUUCUGAAUGUGAAUCACAAGGUCUUUGAUGGCGUAUGGAACCCAUUGUCAUCCCUGGUUUUCCGGAUCCCUGAUAAUCGUUCCGUACAAGCUUCCCUAUGUGAC